AUGGGAGCGAAUGAAUAUAUUGAUCAUGAUAUAGUAGAUAAUGAAUCAUUGGAGGGUUUAAUUGGAUUCUCUGAACAUUAUGGAUGUGUGUCGCUAUACAUCGAGAAAGAUUUAUAUCCGUCGGAGACACAAUAUCAGUCGCAAGGUUAUUACACAAGCCUGCUACAUAAUGACAUCGAUGUGGGUUUUCCGGAUGCUCCAAUUGGUGACCGUGAAGUUGGUAAUGAACCAGACACUUAUCAGAUGACAAGACAGAUUCAGUCUCCACGUGCGCAACCCUCGACGUCACGUGCGCAACCCGAGACUUCACGUGACGAACCCACGAUAUUUCAUACACCUAAUGAAAAUUACGAUUGGGGGCUAUCUACGUCCUAUGCAAAUUGGAAUGAAGUUCUUGAUAAUCUAGUCGAGGAAGGAGAUGAUAACGACGGUAAUCAGGACGAUGCCCCCAUUCAUAAUGAUGGUAAUCAGGAUGAUUCACCCAUUCGUAAUGACGAUAAUCAGGAUGAUGAACCCAUUCAUGAGGACGACGAUUGGAAUGAUCUAGCUGCCGACAUUGAAGAUGAUCACGAUGGUGGAUUAAAUUGCCUCGCGAAUGCCAUUUACAGUUUGAAUGAUGACCCGCAUGUAAACAACGAAUAUGUAGACAAUCCUGACGAAGAGCUUGAUUUCAUUGACUAUCCGGAGCAAUUUCCUACAGAUAACAAUUGGAUACAAGAGUAUGUUGUGAAUUCGAGUGAGUUCGAUGUUAGACGUACCAAUUCCGAUCUACCUAGCAUUGACGGGACUUGGCUCCGUGAAAUCUUUAAAGAUAAGGCAUCUUUAGUGGAUGCUCUAGAUCGAUGGCACAUUACUCACAAUGUUCAGAUGAAAGUUUUGAAAUCUACCAAAACAACUUAUACAGUGAAAUGCACAGUUGAGGGAUGUCCUUGGAGGUUACACGCUUCGGUUCCUAAAGAUGCAACAUAUUUCAGAGUUAAGACAUAUGCGGGUCAACACACUUGUGUUAUUCCAAUGCUAAAUGCGGCGCACCGUAAUUGUACUUCAAAUCUCAUAUGCCAAGUAAUUCUCCCGUUAAUGAAGGCAAGACUAAAUAUGACGCCAAAAGAAGUGCAGGAAACGGUGCGAUCCACUUUGCAUGUUCAAAUAAGUUAUUGGAAGGCAUGGCUGGCAAGGAGCAAAGCAUUACAGAUUAUUUACGGGAGCUGGGAGCAGUCAUAA
This is a messenger RNA of Ananas comosus (pineapple), 1221 nucleotides long. RefSeq names its product AP2/ERF domain-containing protein PFD0985w-like. Bases 1 to 1221 code for a protein of 406 amino acids. NCBI's taxonomy places the organism in Eukaryota, Viridiplantae, Streptophyta, Magnoliopsida, Poales, Bromeliaceae. The record is from RefSeq and is a predicted model, not a curated record. The transcript has 3 exons.